This is a messenger RNA of Acanthopagrus latus (yellowfin seabream), 1446 nucleotides long. It is a transcript of the gene star2, whose product is annotated as steroidogenic acute regulatory protein 2. Gene Ontology annotation, cellular component: mitochondrion; mitochondrial intermembrane space. The coding region runs from base 276 to 1130 and encodes 284 amino acids. Gene Ontology annotation, molecular function: cholesterol binding; cholesterol transfer activity. Lineage: Eukaryota; Metazoa; Chordata; Actinopteri; Spariformes; Sparidae. The record is from RefSeq and is a predicted model, not a curated record. Gene Ontology annotation, biological process: steroid biosynthetic process; intracellular cholesterol transport; regulation of steroid biosynthetic process. The transcript has 7 exons.
UUUCUUGUUCCACUUAGAUUCUUGUUUCCCCAAAUUCUUAAAUGCAAUCUCACUAAUGCACUUCAUUGUCAAAUGUCUUGCAGUUAGAUUUACUCUGUGUUACAUCCGAUGCCGCGUCUUAGUUGAUACAACUCGCGUGUGGCCUUCAGGGCUGAAUUUUAGAAGCGGUCCUAUCUUCUUCUUCUGCCCUUAUCUUGGCAGGGGUGUCCUUCACGGCCGUAUAAAGACCAGAGACGCGCUCUGGUACUUUGCUGUCACUGCCAAAGACAGACAACAUGCUGCCUGCUGUUGUAAAGCUCUGCUGUGGAAUCUCCUACCCCCAUCUGAGGAGCGUGGCAGGCCUUCAACGCACAGCCGUGGCAGUGAUAGGCCAGGAGAUAAAUCACCUGCAGAGAUGGGGACUGAUCCAGCAUCACAUGAGAGCACACGCUGGAUUAAAGUGUGAUGAGGCCAAACGUGAAGACUUGAAGCAUCCACCACCAUCGAAGAAAGACCAGCUGUUCUUCGUACAACAGGGCCGAGAAGCGAUGAGGGAGGCUCUCAGUAUGUUAGAGGACGAGGAGGGAUGGAAGGUUGAGGUCACAGAGAGCGACGGGGACGUGAUCUGUAGCAAAGUGCUGCCGGGGGCCAGGAAGGUCUUCAGGCUGGAGGCGGUCCUGGAGGCCAGCGUGGACGAGCUGUACGACAUCCUGUUCGUCAGAGUGGAGCAGAUGCACCAGUGGAACCCGAGCAUACAGCACAUCAAGGUUCUGAAGCAGAUCGGAUCCGAAACAAUGGUCACUCAUGAGGUUUCAGCCGAGACAGCAGGAAAUCUGAUUGGCCAGAGGGAUUUCGUGAGCGUCAGACACAGUUGCAAACAAAAGUCCGGGGUUUAUCUCGGAGGAGCGGCGAUUCAGCUGGAGUCCUUCCCGCCUCAAACAGGCUUUGUGAGAGCCGAGGACGGGCCGACCUGCAUCAUCAUCCAGCCUCUGGAGGAGGACGCGGGAAAAAGCCGCUUCACAUGGCUUCUCAAUAUGGACGUCAAGGGCUGGCUGCCAAGGUCCAUUGUCAAUCAGGCUUUACCCCGAGCACAGCUGGAUUUCACCAGACACCUCCGCAGACGUCUCACCGCAAGCGCCACCCUGGGUUGAUUGAGCCCUUAGAGGCACCCACAUCCCGGCAGCACCCUGUCAUCGCUCCCUGGGGAGAGACUGAGAGAAGGAGUCACGGUGACAGACUGGCUGCUCGAAACGUACGCUGCCCUUUCAGCGAGAGCAGAAACGCUGACUGGAGGAGGUGUCAUCAGCCCAGUGCCAGCCUGGCAGACGGAAGUUGGCUUAUAAUAGGAAUGUAAUAUCAACGUGUGUCACUCAAACCUCAUUAAGAUUUCCUGAGCAGGAGUCAUCGCUUGUCUGUCGAUACACGAUUGCGUAUGACCAAAAAUUAAUAAACAGCUUGUUAAAGUCG